Molecule: messenger RNA, 1725 nt
Organism: Diachasma alloeum
Lineage: Eukaryota; Metazoa; Arthropoda; Insecta; Hymenoptera; Braconidae
Exons: 3
Coding region: 1-1725 (574 amino acids)
Molecular function (GO): catalytic activity
Source: RefSeq, a predicted model, not a curated record
AUGUUGAUCAUCUUGACCAAGAAGACGACUGACGGAGCCCCUGAACCGCGUACAGCCAUCGUCAAUCUCCUUGAAGAUGAGGCUCAGACUGCCUCAGUGACAUUCGCAGCAACUGCGGCGAAAAAGAUCCUGGGAGAGCACGGCAAAAUCAAAAGAGGCUGGUUCAAUUGCCGUAUCAGGAGAGUGGAGGGACCGAUAAAGUGUUUCAAGUACUGGCACUACGGACAUCUCGCCACGAAGUGCACGAGUACAGCCCACCCGUCCACACUCUACGCCAAAUGCUCAGCGACUGGCCACAAGACUUCGGACCGUAAGGAGAAGCCCCGAUAUGCUUUGUGCACCAACAAAGGCAACGCGAAGAAUUGUGCCCACAUGGCUGGCAGUAGCAAGUGUACAACGGCGCGGGAGUUGAACCUCAAUCUCACCAUCAUCUCUGAACCGUAUCGUCACCUGGAUGCUCCAUUCUGGGUCACUGACGCUAGCACGAAGGCUGUAAUCUGGGCUUGUGGUAAACGUCCAUUCCAAAGCACCGCCAGCAACAGUACACAAAAUGGUUUUGUGAAGCCUAAGUUUGAUCGAAUUCAUUUCUACAGCUGCUACGCCCCGUCGAGUUUCUCCACCGAAGAAUUUACGCACUUUCUAGAUCGACUGGCUGAGGAUGCGAAGCAGCAUUUUCCUUUGGCAAUAGCCGGGGACUUCAAUGCCUGGGCAGUUGACUGGGGAAGUAAAGUGACGAACACCAAGAGGCAUGCUGUACUGGAAGCCAUGUCAUCGUUGGACUUAGUCUUGCUGAAUAGCAGCGAUGAACCGGCCUUCAUCAGGGAAGAGGCGAGCUCAAUAGUGGAUCUGACCUUCAUGAGCAGCAGCCUUGCAAAGGGGAAGUGCUCAUGGAGAGUAAUUGAUAUCUACACCGCAAACGACCACGGUGCGAUAGUCUGGGAGACAUGUACUCGCCAGAGAGUCAUCUCAAUGCCUGAGAAGGCAAAUUGCAUUGGCUGGAGAGUGAACACCUUCCAAUCUACCUCUUUUUCAGCAGCGUUAGACGAACGCCCAGUUAGUGGCAGCAAUGCUACUGAGAAGUCACACAAUAUUAUAAAACAAGUAACAGAAGUAUGUGAUACCACCAUGACCAGAAAACGGACUACAAAUCAGCAUCCUCCGGUGUAUUGGUGGAAUGACACUAUCGCCAUAUUACAGAAGAAGUCUAAUAAGAGAUUGUUUGAGCGUGGCCAUAAGAAGACAGACUUUGAAGAGGUGCAGAAGAGAUAUAAGACGGCACACCGGAAACUCAGCAAGGAUAUCAAGUGCAGUAAGGCGCUUUCUUGGAGUGAGCUCCUUGAUGAGGUGAAAGGUGAUCUUUGGGGUAGACCAUAUAAAGUGGUGAUGACGCGACUCAAGCGUCAACAAAUACCAUCGCCUACCUGCCCUGUGUUGCUGAAGAAAAUCGUCACAGUGUUGUUCCCGCAUCAACCGGAACUCCAUUAUCCUGACAUACCGGAAGAAGAGAUAAUGUGGUCAUCAAUCACCAGAGAAGAGUUGAUGGAAGCCUGCAAUAGGGUAGGUAAUACCAAGGCGCGUGGCUUCGGUGGAAUCCUCGAUAUCGCUCCGAAGGCAGCUAUCCACGAGAUGCCGAAGUUUUUGGACGUAUACAACGAGUGCCUAAGGGAGGACACCUUGGCAUGUGAAAGUACGAGAGAUUGGUACUACUCCCGAAAGGGAAAAUAG